GAUUAAUUUUGUAAUGUUAAGCGGUAGGGAGUAAGGGAGUAGAGGUUCGCUUUCUAUUUCUCAGUUACCAUAUCCAUUUGCUUUUGAAUGUUGCUAUUGUUUCCCUCGCCAUUUCUUCUGUCUAGCGGACAUCAUGGCAACCGAUAAUAUUCUUGACCAACUGCGACAUGGGAUUGCUAGAUUCGAGCUUGUUUCUUCACCUGUUUCUUCUAUUUCCAAUGCGAACACCCUUGCUUGUACCAGUUCAUUAUUCGGAGACAACAGCCAUCGAUUCUUCGCGAGAAUUGGACUAGCACCAAUCAGGGAAUCACCGGCAACGAAAAAAGUUGAGCGUUAUUCGGUGCAUAAAAUUACUGGAGAUGGCCGCUGUCUGUUUCGUGCCCUGGUCAAAGGGAUGGCUUUGAACAAGGGUAUCACUCUAAGUCCACGGGAAGAGAGGGAUGAUGCAGACGAAUUGCGUAUGGCUGUGAAAGAGAUUAUAUGUGACAAUGGUAGAGAAAGAGAGAAGUACGAAGAGGCCUUGGUUGCAAUUACAGUGGAGGAGUCUUUGAAACGUUAUUGCCAACGUGUGGGAAGACCUGAUUUUUGGGGAGGAGAGUCAGAGCUACUGGUGCUGUCAAAAUUAUGUAGUCAACCAGUCAUUGUUUAUAUUCCAGAGCAUGAGCACAAACACGGACUGGGAUCUGGUUAUAUUCCGAUUGCCGAGUAUGGAGCAGAUAUUGAGGGCCUAAGAAAAGGAAAACCCAGGAAGGUCGUGAAGCUGCUCUACAGUGGUAGAAACCAUUAUGACCUGCUUGUCUAAAACCUUGGCAUGAGAGAGGUCUUAAAAUCUCCUGCCCUCUGCCCCCAACAUCAAGGAACUGAGAGGGUUUAGGAACUGAGAGGUUUAAGUGCUGCUGGUUUUUUGUAUUCAGGUUGAGAAUGAUUCAAAUUUGAAUUAUAUGUAAUGGAGAAUUCAAUAUAAACAAUAUAAAAAAUCAAAUGAAAGUAAUGUUCUAAUUCCAAA
Messenger RNA from Carica papaya (papaya), 1006 nucleotides. RefSeq names its product Cysteine proteinases superfamily protein. Gene Ontology annotation, biological process: protein deubiquitination; endoplasmic reticulum unfolded protein response; ERAD pathway. Gene Ontology annotation, cellular component: nucleus; cytosol. NCBI's taxonomy places the organism in Eukaryota, Viridiplantae, Streptophyta, Magnoliopsida, Brassicales, Caricaceae. The record is from RefSeq and is a predicted model, not a curated record. Gene Ontology annotation, molecular function: cysteine-type deubiquitinase activity.